AUAGCGACGCCUUCUUUGGCCACGCCCCUUUGUGAACGUCUCAGGGCGUAACAGAUUCUAUUUAGCACAGAAGCAAAACGUGAGUUGAAGCUCCAUGAGAGGAACGUGAGGUAAAAGGUUCAUUGUCUUAUUUCUGCUGUCAAAUGACGUUGGAAGCAUUUUAUUUCCAAGAAGAAUAGAAAAGGACGUCGCUGGUUGGGUUCCACAUCUUUUCUUUGUCUUUGAACCGUUCUGACUUGUUGAUGAGCAGGACUUCCUGCCGCUGAGCUGAAGUGUGAUCCGUGAGCCAGCGGAGGGUUAACUUCCCCUCCUCCACGAAAACCUGUUUCCUCUCAGACGUUCUGCCCCGAGGCGUCGUGGGCUUUUGCUCCGCCUCUGAAAAGAAGCUUCUGGAUCGUCUGGAUCUUUUGGAUCUUCUGGAUCUUUUGGAUCUUCUGGAUCUGGGUCGGUCCCCACCAUGCUGGUCUCCGGCCUCCUCUGCAGGGUCAGUCUCUGUAGACCUGCGAGACUCCGGAUCCUCACCGUGAGUUCAACUUGUUUCAACAUCUGCUGCGUUUCAGAGGCUGGAGACAUUUUAACCCUCGGCUCCUUUAGUCGCUUCAAAGUUCUGUUAAUGUGUCAAUCAAUCAACAGUAAAAGAAUAAAAACAUUCAACCAAUUCAUACAACCGUGUCAGGAAGUACUGCUGACUGUGUACUUUUACUACUAAUAGAAUGCUCCUGUGCAGUACUCUAUACUACAGUACAAGUUCUACCAGUAAAAGUACUGCUAGUAGAGUUAUACUGCUAAUAGUACUGCUUCUGCUGGUGGGGACAAACCGUCAGAUUAAGGGACACGUUUGUUGGAACAAGUCUCCAGGUGCAGAAUGCAAGUCAAUGGCAGGUCUCUGGGACAGAAGGGCGUUGGCUCUGGUUCUGGUGGAAUGAACGUCUGUUCCUCUCCCAGAGCGGGCCGCUGUGUUCUGCUCCGCCGUGGUCGGGUUCUGUGGGUUCCAGGCUGAGCACGCAGCCCAGAUCCAAAGGUCCUGCAGGACCAUCAAUGUGGACCCAAUAAUACAAAUGAAGAGGCUUAUGGGACCAGAGUCCAGACGGCAGGUGGGUAAGGGGACGGAACCGGGCCGGAUUAACGGGGUCCGACCGGAGGGGGAGGAGACCAGGUGACAGGUGCUUUUGUCCGUUACAGCCUGGGCCGCCCCGUCCUCUCUGUGCGGCUUCCUGCCGGCGAGCAGAGUCGUUUCACGCUGACGCCCAUGUUGACCACAGUCGGCGACCUGCUGGCUGAGAUCAGCGCCAAGGACCCGACGGUGCACAGCGCCGCCCUGCUCAACGGAGCUGGACAGAGAAUAUCUUCAUGCACCUUCAUGGAAACGGUUCUAAGUGAAGAUUUCCAGCUGCUCAUCAACGGCUUCGCGCACAGCGUUCACUCGCUGGGACAAGGUCUGUCUCACGAGCGCGUGCUGGGCCUGGAGGACAUGAAGUACGUGGUCCGCCUGCUCCACUCGGCCGUGACUCGUCCUCAGCAGCAGCGCGUCAAACACGCCGAGCUGCUGCUGAGACAAGAGACGCUCAGAGAGCAGCUGCAGCCGCUCGAGACGGCGCGAGAGAAGAUGGCGCAGGAGGCGGAGCAUAGAGCAUCACUACUGGGCUGGGCGGGGCUUUCGUACCUGUCCCUGCAGGGAGGCUUCCUGGGUUACCUCACCUGGUACGUGUUUGCGUGGGACGUCAUGGAACCGGUCACCUUCUUCAUCAGCUGCACCACCAGCAUGUUCUUCUUCGCCUACUACGUCCUCACCAAACAGGUGGGAACCCAGAGAGGUCCCCUCUUUGUCCACUGUCCCACGCAGUCAAAGGUCCCCUCUUUGUCCUCUGUCCCACGCAGUCAAAGGUCCCCUCUUUGUCCUCUGUCCCCACGCAGUCAAAGGUCCCCUCUUUGUCCUCUGUCCCACGCAGUCAAAGGUCCCCUCUUUGUCCACUGUCCCCACGCAGUCAAAGGUCCCCUCUUUGUCCACUGUCCCACGCAGUCAAAGGUCCCCUCUUUGUCCUCUGUCCCACGCAGUCAAAGGUCCCCUCUUUGUCCUCUGUCCCCACGCAGUCAAAGGUCCCCUCUUUGUCCUCUGUCCCACGCAGUCAAAGGUCCCCUCUUUGUCCUCUGUCCCCCAAAAGGUCGCAGCACGCUAAGAGAACCCAUCAACUCUUCAUUUUGUCAAAGUUCUACAGGAGUGUUUUAUGUGACUGAGGGUCGUCAUGACGACACAUGAGUCAAUGCUGCAUUUUCUGAUUAUAUAUUGCUGUGUGUGUGUGUGUG
Gasterosteus aculeatus aculeatus (three-spined stickleback) is the source of this 2304-nucleotide messenger RNA. Lineage: Eukaryota; Metazoa; Chordata; Actinopteri; Perciformes; Gasterosteidae. The record is from RefSeq and is a predicted model, not a curated record.